AUGGGAAGAAAGGCUCGUCAUCUCACCCUCGAUGAAAAGAAAGCUGCUAAGUGUGAGCAGCAAAAGAAGUAUGCACAGUCAGACCGUGGCCGCGUGCGCAAAGCCGUUCAAAACAAACGGGCUUACACGGCUCGUAAAGGGAACAUCAUACCUAGUCCCUUCCACCGCGUCAUACCCGGUAUAGCACAAGAUAUCCUACGGCUCGCACGUAGACCAUGUCCGCUAUCCACCGCCCAAGAUCCCGAAGCACCAGAGGACCUUGGCCUUUGGACAACGCCGUACAUUCUCGAGGUACCUGAGGCGUACGAGGAGGCGGAUACCGAAUGGGGGGAAAUGGACGACUUCUUCCGAGAGAAACCAGCAGAAUUACAAGACAUGGCUGCUUUCGAGCGAUCGUUGCACGCACAUCAAUUCGCGUGCCUAAAGGAGGCUGGGUUGGCGCGCGUGCGGCAGUGGUCAGAUUGCGUUGACAAGGAGGCCGUUGUAACAUACUGGAACGGUGAACUGUCUGCACGUUUGCGUGCAUGGGAGGAUAUGAAUGCGGAUGAUAGAGCCAGAGGGAAUAUUGGGCAGUUGGUCUGGGACAUCGGACGCGAAUGGGCCGCUAAGAUUGUCUGUACCUUGAAAGUGGAGAUUGACUUGAUGGUGACACCGGAGGAUGAGUACACUCAGGCGAUCGACAUCAUGGUCAAGCGUCGACGUGGCCGAGAUGGUCUAGAGACCCUCCUUCUCGACGAUGACGAUGACGACAGAGAGGCAACCGCCCGAAAUCGACGACGGCCUGCGCCAACAGCACCUCCACAGGAAGAAGUAUAUCGUCGAAUCGACUACGCCUCUUCAACUGCCCAUGUCUCAGCAAGGACGACAUAUAUGUCUGUCGCGGCGUCCUCUGCUUCACACGAAAGACCGAGUGCCACAAAGCCUUCGGAUGCGACUCUUCAUUCGGUAUUCGGAGACUUGGACCUCGGUGAUGAUCCAGACGAGCCGUUUGAGACCAUGCAAAUCGAAUUCUUCCAUGAUAUUGCGGACUUCGUCGAUGAACAUGUCAAACGCAAACGAACAGCCGGGGUGAGUAUGUGA
Rhodofomes roseus is the source of this 1080-nucleotide messenger RNA. RefSeq lists its product as uncharacterized. The record is from RefSeq and is a predicted model, not a curated record. Bases 1 to 1080 code for a protein of 359 amino acids. The transcript has 3 exons. NCBI's taxonomy places the organism in Eukaryota, Fungi, Basidiomycota, Agaricomycetes, Polyporales, Fomitopsidaceae.